Molecule: messenger RNA, 755 nt
Organism: Camelina sativa (false flax)
Lineage: Eukaryota; Viridiplantae; Streptophyta; Magnoliopsida; Brassicales; Brassicaceae
Product: mitochondrial pyruvate carrier 1
Biological process (GO): pyruvate import into mitochondria
Cellular component (GO): mitochondrial inner membrane
Source: RefSeq, a predicted model, not a curated record
AGACACUUUCACCUAAAUUCGUCAUAAUUGCUUUAGAUUGGUAAAUCGAAAGUUGUAUUGUGAUUUUUCAAGUAACUCCAAUUCGAGUAGGUUUUCCCACAAAAAUAAAAACCCUAAUUUCGAGGGCUCCGGGUUUGAUUCUUCAUAUGCUUGUAAGAUAGAGAUGGCUACAUCAAGGUUCCAAGCGUUCUUGAACAGUCCAAUUGGCCCUAAAACAACCCAUUUCUGGGGGCCUAUUGCUAACUGGGGUUUUGUUGCUGCUGGUUUGGUGGAUAUGCAGAAGCCUCCUGAAAUGAUUUCUGGAAACAUGUCUUCAGCGAUGUGCGUUUACUCUGCAUUGUUCAUGAGAUUUGCCUGGAUGGUGCAACCCCGCAACUACUUGCUACUUGCGUGCCAUGCAUCAAACGAGACUGUACAGCUCUACCAGCUCUCACGUUGGGCUAGAGCCCAGGGGUAUUUAUCCUCCAAGAAAGAAGAGGAGAAACCGUCUCAGUAAACCAAUAUGAGGAAAGGUUUCUUCAAACAAAAAUGAGGAAAGGUUUAUUCAGCAUUUGUUCUUGGGAAUUACUGAGAAUCUGUCGUUAUUUUAUAUUUUCCUUUGAAACUUGUUUGUGUUGUGUCCCCAAGCUUUGGUUGCUUCACUUGUUGGAUCGCUCACUGACAUUAUUAUCUCUUUUGUUUGAUAAGUAACCCGCUUGUAAUAAAAUUUGGGACCAGUCCACAUUCAUGUUCACACAAAAUUCGAAACUUGAAAA